AUGCCGGCCGCUUCCCUGCAGCCUUGCCCAGUCAACUUCUACGCCAACAUGCCAUGCCCGGAGGGCACCCGCGCCGCUGUGCUUGGCUCCAAGGAGUGCAAGGCGGUUGUGGUGACGCCGUGCAAGGCGGGCGAGUUCUCAGCGACUGGCAAGACGCCCAGCCAGAAGUGCCCCCCAGGCUUGUUUGCUGCCAGCGCCGGGUCAACACAGUGCUACGCCUGCCCACCUGGGUAUGCCAGCAAGGCCGGCUCGGUCGCCUGCACCCCAUGUGCUGCGGGGCGCUAUAACGAAAUGAUGGGCCAAGCCGAGUGCAAGGCAUGCCCGCUGGGCUACUUCUCUGCCGCCGCUGGUGCCACGAGCUGCGAGCCAUGCCCGGAGGGGACCAGCGCCGACACAGUGGGCUCAAUGGAGUGCAAGAACAAGACAACCACGCUCUGCAAGAAGGGGGAGUUCUCAGCCAGCGGCAAAUCGCCCUGCCAGAAGUGCGCCGCUGGCACCUUUGCGCCGGCCACAGGCUCCACAGUGUACCCGUGGGUGGCCUCCUUGAGGGUAGAUGACGGCGUGGGGGAGUGGCACUUCUGCGCCGGCACCCUCAUCGCUCCGUCCGUCAUCAUGACUGCCGCCAGCUGUGUGGUGGACCCCAACACCGGCAGCACGCUAGACGACAAAAUCAAGCUCCCGCUGGUGCGGAUCGGGGGCUACCGACGCCGCGGCGACGCGCCUGGCGACUAUGACCAGCGCAAGGUGACCCGGGUGGUGGUGCAUCCCGACUUUUCAUGGGGCUUUCUGGAAGACACACCCGACAACGACAUCGCCCUGAUGCUGCUGGAUGCGCCCUCCACGCGCCGCCCCAUCGCCCUGCCCAGGCACACGGCUAAGCCACAGUUGCCGGUGAGGGUUGGGGACGAUCUGUGGGCAUUGGGGUGGGACUGGACGCCUCGCUCAGAGCUCCAAGAAUUGCAGCAGACGCGGCUGCGCAUGCUGCCGCUGUCCGACUGCCAGCGGCUGCAGAGGGGCGCCGGGGAUGGCGGCAGCGAGCUGGAGGUGGGCCAGCAAGGGCCCGACUUCCUUUCCAACAGCAUGCUGUGUGAUGUGGAUGCGGCCAACGGGCCUGUUGCGCCCCUAGUUGGCCCCUGCUUUGGUGAUGGCGGCGCCGCGCACUUUGUCAAGGGGCAGAGGCCCGGCGAGGAUGUGCAGAUAGGCAUCGAGGCGUGGAACCCUGAGCCGUGCGGCCCCGCAGCAGGCGCCAUCACCAGUGUGGCGUCCCUGCGGCCCUGGAUCGAUGCCACAGUCGACUUGCUGGCCCAGGCAGCAGGCAGGGAUGCCGUCGCAGCAGCAGCCCGCCAGGCCCGCCAGGCCGCUGCCGUGCAGCCGCUGCCUCGACGCGCCUUUGGCGGCGGCACGCUGUUUGGCAGCAAGAGCAUGUCAGUAUGA
Molecule: messenger RNA, 1434 nt
Organism: Chlorella variabilis
Lineage: Eukaryota; Viridiplantae; Chlorophyta; Trebouxiophyceae; Chlorellales; Chlorellaceae
Exons: 15
Coding region: 1-1434 (477 amino acids)
Biological process (GO): proteolysis
Molecular function (GO): serine-type endopeptidase activity
Source: RefSeq, a predicted model, not a curated record